Messenger RNA from Folsomia candida, 2316 nucleotides. It is a transcript of the gene lin-28, whose product is annotated as protein lin-28 homolog. The record is from RefSeq and is a predicted model, not a curated record. Gene Ontology annotation, molecular function: nucleic acid binding; zinc ion binding. The transcript has 7 exons. NCBI's taxonomy places the organism in Eukaryota, Metazoa, Arthropoda, Collembola, Entomobryomorpha, Isotomidae. Bases 808 to 1452 code for a protein of 214 amino acids.
CAACUCUGUUUAGUAACUAUUACAAUCUGUAAUCAUAAAUAUCCUUCAUUUCACUGCGUUACUGAAUUAUAAAUUUUCCAAAUAGCUUGCUUUAUUACUUGAAAUUGCGAAAACUGCAAAAAAUACAUUAUACGCAGCAGCACCAUCAAUUUGAACAUGAUGAGAGAACUCAUCUCUAAUAUGACGCCUCGCCUUGAUAACAAAGUUUUUUUGUGAGUUCCGAGUUCUGAGCAAAUCUCAAUCUAUGUACAAAAUCAAUCCUUGCUCUACAGAACCACGCAUAUCCACAAAACGACGAACGAAACAUAACUUUUGAGUCAGUUUCCAACAUUCGAAGUGGAAAAACUUGGAGAGAACUCUAAAAGUCCAGCCUCCAAUAUAUUCUCCCCGCACAAAAGAGUAAAGAAAAACUCCAACAACGAUCCGUGAGUCCACUUUUCGUGGAUUUUAGUCCCUUUUCGAUCACUACGAGUUCAAGUCACAUCGCUCCCAGUUGAAGAGGACACAAUAAAAAUAAAAGUCUCACCACACUCAACUCUGCUCGUCAAAAAAUCAUAGUCAAAGCCAAGCCAUUAAACUCAGGACACAGUGAAAGAGUUGCUUGUAUACCGUUUCUUAAAGGAAAAAAAGUGGAAUAUUUUCACUUUUCUUGUAAAGAACUUGAUCUUUAAUUAAAUACAAUUAUCAAACUUUGUCAAAUCAAUUAUCCAGUUGUACAAUUUUUUUGCGGAAGAAGUUAAAAAUGGUGAAAGGAGUGUGAAAGAAGUGAGAAAAACGCUGAUUGAUUUUGCCAAAAAAAGCCGAAAAAUGACGGAAACCGGAUCUUUAUCUGACGAACCGGGCACAUGCUCACCUUCGUCAGGUGGUUCGAGCCAUUUUACUAACGAAAAUGGAAUCCUAAUCAAAAAGAAGGGAAAAUGCAAAUGGUUCAAUGUGGCCAAAGGUUGGGGAUUUAUUACACCGGAAGACGGAACUCAGGAAGUGUUUGUUCAUCAAAGCGUGAUACAAAUGAGUGGAUUCCGAAGUUUAGGGGACGAGGAGGAAGUGGAAUUCGAAUUUAAAGAGUCAGACAAAGGUUUGGAAGCUACCGUUGUGACGGGUCCUGACGGAAAUGAAUGCGUCGGAUCUAACCGUCGUCCCAUGUCCAAGAAAAAAAUUAAGAAAAUUCGCUGCUUCAAUUGUGGUGAUCUGUCGCACCAUGUUGCUGCGAAAUGUGGACUGGGACCAAUGCCAAAGAGGUGUCACAACUGCAAGAGCGUCGAACAUUUGAUUGCCGAUUGUCCGAAAAGAAUCGAAAAAGCUAAAAAUAAUAAUAAUCAGAUCAUAACAAAUGGGAACAAUAACGUAUUGAAUGGAACUUCAUCAUCUCUCGAAUCGAUGUCUGCAACCCCAGUCUCAGAUGAGUGUAUUUCCGGUUCUGAAGGGGACUCUACUGGUGGAUCGGCGUCAUAAUUUCAUUUCAAAAUCAGAAUUUAUAUAAAUUAAGGUUGUCUUGUAAAAGACACAUUUUACAUGCUUGAGUUAAUUUAGUUAUGAAUGAAUUAGAUUAGUAGUAUUAUUUAUAAUUCUUCUAUGUUAAAUAUUAUUUUAAAAAGUUGUAUUUAUUUGUGUACAAAAAUAUCUGUCUAAAUUACCAACUACUUAUAUAUCUAUAAAUAGUUAGUAAAUCUUUGCAAUUUCGAAAUGAGUUAUUGAAUUAAAAUUAGUAUUUAUUUAAGGUUAUGAUUAUCAAUUAAAUCACAAUCAGUUUGAAUUUACCAUGCUUUAAAAUGCGAAUAGUCCUGAAUUUAAUGUAAUUACCGAGAGUUUUAUUACUUGUUAGAAAUAGUAAAUAUAUAUGUAUAUAUAUAUAGUAAGUAAUUAUACAAUUUCAAAAAUAUUUACCCCGUUCAUCGGAAGUCAUCCCAUUUUCCUACAUAAUAAAUGUAUGUAUUCACCAUUUCUGCUUUUAUCCUCUGAUGAUGGCAUUAUUACCGAAUUACCACUUGCUACAUAGAUAUUACUUACAUAAGAUUGCACCCUUAAGAAAUAAAUAAUGCAGUUAACCAACAAGUCAAUUUCAACUAUAAUUAAAUAUAGGUAAUUGUAAUUAUUAGAUAAUAAUAAUUCAAAAUAUAUUAUAGAAAUUAUUGAGACGAACCUUUCAAUUUGAUGAAAAUGUAACGUGGAUUUUCCUCUAGUUUAGUUUAUGAAUCUCAUUUUAGUGAUUUACUAUUCUUAUUAUUCCUUGAGUGCGUUUCGUAGUCUCAUAUGGUGUGAUAUUUCGAAAAUAUAUUUGUACUAUCAAAAUAAAGAAAGUAAAGUAUCAUUAUGAAA